Molecule: messenger RNA, 3093 nt
Organism: Lichtheimia ornata
Lineage: Eukaryota; Fungi; Mucoromycota; Mucoromycetes; Mucorales; Lichtheimiaceae
Exons: 13
Coding region: 1-3093 (1030 amino acids)
Biological process (GO): COPII-coated vesicle cargo loading; intracellular protein transport; endoplasmic reticulum to Golgi vesicle-mediated transport
Cellular component (GO): COPII vesicle coat; endoplasmic reticulum exit site
Molecular function (GO): zinc ion binding; SNARE binding
Source: RefSeq, a predicted model, not a curated record
AUGAGCAGCCAUCAACGACCACCGCCCAUGGGCACUACUGCACCCCCUCCUCGUCCACAAACCUCUCCGAAACCUGGCAUGAGACCACCAGCACCAGCAGUACCUGGCAUGCAACAACCCAACAACGCGAUCCCACCAAGGCCGCCCGCGUAUACACAAUCUGCAGGUACACCCAUUCGACCUGUCUAUGGCCAACCUAUGCAGCCUGUACGUCCUGCCGUUGGUGGUAGUGUUGGUAGUAGUAAUACUGUUCCUCCUCCUCGUCCUCACAUGGCACGCCCUCCACAUCCAACAACAUCCAACAUUGCUUCUCAACCUAUGAUUCCCGGGCAACCUGUUGCAACUACACAUCCAAGCCCACCAUCAGCCAAUACCUUGGUAUCGCCUAUGCAAAACAUGAAUUUGGAACAUCAACGCCCCAAUGUACCAUUACAGAAAGCGACAUCGAAGCGUGUUUAUCCAACUAUGGCAUCAGGAUCUACAACAACAACAGCCCCUGCUGUUCCUGCAGGUGCACCAUGGCCACAUGGAUUAGGUCCACAUCAACAACCUAUAUCUCCAUUGCAACAACAACAGCAACGACCUCCUCCUCCUCCUCCUCCUCCUCCUCCUCAAAGUGGACCCACGCCAUCACAUCAUAGUAGCAGUCGAUCAGCAUCUGCAGGUGUCGGCUAUACACAAGGACCAUUCACGCAUACCCAACAAAACCUUCCUCCUGAAUUACGUCCACCACAACAACCACGACCUCGUAUUGAUCCCGACCAAAUGCCUGCACCUGUACAAGUACGAGAACAAGAUCAACAGAUAUUCGGUGACAAGUUUUUUGGAACCCUUGAACGUGAUCGGGUACCCUUGGCUACAACGGAUUAUAUUGGAUUGGAUCAAGGCAACUGUAAUCCUCGCUAUAUGCGAUCAAGUAUGGAUAAGAUACCAUUUAGCAAGGAUCUGCUGGACACGUCAAAACUGCCUUUGGGGUUAGUGGUGCAACCCUUGGCAAAGCCAAAAAAGGAUGAAGUGCCUAUUCAGGUGGUGGAUCUUGGUGAAGAGGGACCAAUUCGCUGUAAUCGCUGUCGGGCUUACAUUAGUCCUUGGUGUACAUUCACACAUGGCGGAUCUCGAUUUGAAUGCAGUAUUUGCUCACAUUCCAAUGAAGUGCCAUCAUGGUAUUUCUCCAAUUUGGAUAUGUCUGGACGACGUGUGGAUAUCGAUCAAAGACCCGAGCUGCGAUAUGGCUCUGUUGAAUUUGCUGUACCUGCCGAUUACAAUUCCUCAAGAACACCAGCUCCCCUCAAUUACGUCUUUGCCAUCGACGUUUCUGCACAAGCGGUGAAAAGUGGGAUGGUACAGGCUGCAUGUAAUGCCAUUAGGCACGCUUUAUAUGGCUCGAGUACUUCCAAACUUGCAGCAGGCAACAAAAUUGGAUUACUUACCUUUGACCGGUCCGUGCAUUUUUACAAUUUGGCGGCUGGUCUAUCACAAGCUCAAAUGCUGGUCGUGGCGGAUAUUCAUGAGAUGUUUAUACCCUUGGAACACGGAUUCCUCGUGGAUCCCUUUGAAUCUCAGGAUAUUAUUACGGAUCUUCUCGAUAGCAUACCCCAUUUGUUCAAGAACGCAGCACGACCCGAGGCUGCUUUUGUGUCAGCGGUACAAGGUGGUCUAAUGGCUUUGACAAACAAUGGUGGUAAUCUCUUUGUGUUCCAAUCGGUGCUCCCCAAUCAUGGUCUUGGUGUGCUCCCUUCACGUGAUGACAAGAUGCUGUACAACACGGACAAGGAAAAGCAGCUACUGAAUCCUCAAAACGACACUUACAAGGAGCUUGCGAAUGAAUGUGUCAAGAGUGCUGUUUGUGUGCAUACAUGGCUCUUCCCAGCACACUACAUUGACGUGGCCACGCUGGGUGUCAUUUCGAGUCUCACGGGGGGUGAUGUACGAUACUAUCCAAACUUUUCUCCAAGUGAAGCAGGCAAGGUAACCUACCAACUGGAUCAUGAUUUGCACCGUGAAGCUGGUUUUGAUGGUGUGCUUCGUAUUCGAUGCUCGGAUGGUUUACAAGUGGUGGAUCAUUAUGGCAAUUGCCACAUGAGUACAUAUACGGAUAUGGAUUUGGCGGGUAUCGAUCAAGACAAGGCCAUGGCAGCUGUUCUCAAGCAUGAUAGCAAACUUGACGUCAAUCGCAAUGUUUGCUUCCAGAUGGCAUUGCUAUAUACUACCAAAGCAGGCCAACGACGGGUGCGCGUGCAUAAUCUCAGCCUCCCUGUAUCGGGUCAAAUCGCAGAGGUGUUUAGGAGCGGGGAUGAGGAUACCACUGUGAGCAUCUUGCUUCGAAAAGCCAUCUUUGAUAUGCAGCAUAAGAGCAGGAAAGCUGUGCAUGAAAAGAUAACCGAAGAAAGUGUGGCUAUUUUGACGGCCUAUCGUACCAAUUGUGCCGCGACGACAUCAGCUGGUCAGCUUAUCCUUCCAGAGGCUUUCAAAUUGUUGCCGGUGUACAUGCAUGCAUCCAUGCGAUCACAAGCUUUGCGAGGAGUGGGCGUGGAUACCAAUACGGAUGCCAGGGUCAGCUCGAUGAAGCUUUUGAACAGCAUGGGUGUAGCUGAUUUGGUCACCACGCUUUAUCCACGACUUUAUUCUGUUAGCGACAUGAAGGAUGAUGAAGGUAUCAGUAAUCUCCGAGGAGAAGUGAAAUUGCCACCCAUGGUACGAACAUCUUAUGACCGGUUGAAUCCUACGGGUGCCUAUCUACUUGACACUGGAUCGGAUCUAUACUUUUGGUUGGGUAGCAGGGUGCCUUCAGAUUUUUUACAAAAUGUGUUUGGCGUAUCAAGCCUACAGCAAGUGGACGUGAAUAUGAAAAACUUGCCAGUGCUUGACAAUCCAUUAUCCGAACGUAUCCAGGACAUUUCACGGCAACUGCAAUUGCAACGACCACGCUAUUUACAGCUGCGAAUAGUGCGUCAAGACAUGGAUGCCAUUGAAUUUGUGUUUUCUACAUGGAUGGCUGAGGAUCGUAAUGCCGAAGUACAGACCUAUGUCGAUUAUAUGUGUGUUCUUCAUCGGAAGAUCCAAGAGGAGAUGAAAAAGCAUAGCAACUAUUGA